Molecule: messenger RNA, 477 nt
Organism: Hydractinia symbiolongicarpus
Lineage: Eukaryota; Metazoa; Cnidaria; Hydrozoa; Anthoathecata; Hydractiniidae
Exons: 2
Coding region: 1-477 (158 amino acids)
Source: RefSeq, a predicted model, not a curated record
AUGGCUGUGCAAAGAGCAGCUGUCAUAGCGUUGUUACUUGACGAGGAAGAUGAGGAAGAAAGAAGAAGAAAUAGAAUAUGGACACGACCAUGGAUCAAGGUCUACAAACAUAUCAUUGAACAGGAUACGAAUAUGCGUGAAUGCAUAAAACCGGAAGAAAUGUGCUGUCUUACAUUGCGUUAUCUUGCUAGUGGAGAAUCGUUUCGUUCAUUGGAAUUUCAAUUCCGAAUAGGCAAAAGAACCAUAUCAAGUAUUAUUCUUGAGGUAUAUAUGACAAUAAUUGAAGAACUGAGAAUUGAAUAUUUGACAACACCAAACACUGAAGAUGCCUGGUUGGAUAUUUCGAAAAAAUUCUUAUUACGUUGGAAUUUUUCGAACGGAAUUGGUGCUAUAGAUGGGAAGCAUAUUGUCAUCGAGCAACCGUCACACUCUGACUCUCACUAUCGGAACCACAAAGGUACUGACAGCAUCGUUUAA